Messenger RNA from Labrus mixtus (cuckoo wrasse), 6822 nucleotides. Its product is annotated as plexin-A1-like. The record is from RefSeq and is a predicted model, not a curated record. Gene Ontology annotation, cellular component: semaphorin receptor complex. The transcript is spliced from 32 exons. Gene Ontology annotation, molecular function: semaphorin receptor activity; protein binding. NCBI's taxonomy places the organism in Eukaryota, Metazoa, Chordata, Actinopteri, Labriformes, Labridae. The coding region runs from base 396 to 6089 and encodes 1897 amino acids. Gene Ontology annotation, biological process: regulation of cell shape; positive regulation of axonogenesis; negative regulation of cell adhesion.
CUUCCCUCUCCAUUCACACGCAGGGAGCCGCCGAAGAGAGAGCACCGCCGCUCCGUGACCAGAGAGGAAUGUCCCUAAGUUUUGGAAUUUAAAACCAUGGCGAGGAUAUCGAGCAUGAGGAUCACCUGAACCUGGCUCCAACCUCGUGUCUAUACGGAUGAUGUUCCCGAUGACGGCCUGCAACGCUAAGAGUGGGACAGCGGAUCAAUAGGACUAUUGUUUACCCUCCCUUAAACCCGCUCUCUCUCCCUCUAACUGUCCUUCUUCAUUCCUUGAAAGAAGAGAGAACCAAAACCUGACUGUGGAAUUGGUACCAGAGCUUGUACUCCUCAUCCUUCUCCUUCUCUCUUUCUCCUUCCCCAACCCCCUAAGCCUUUCCUCCUGACAGCCCAGAUAUGUGCCCCCUAGCUCGGUCAGCGGCUUCGCCUGGCCAGGGGAACUUCUUCCUCCUCUUGGGGCUCUUGCUUAUCAUGAGCUCAUCCUUCUCUGGAGGCCAACCCCCGCCCUUCAAAAGAUUUGCCCCUUCUGAGUCAGGGCUUACACAUCUGGCCAUCCACAACAAAACUGGGGAAGUCUAUGUGGGUGCUGUCAACUGGAUUUUUAAGUUGUCUAGCAACCUCACCAAACUGCGCAGCCACAUGACCGGCCCGGUGGUGGACAAUGAGAAGUGUUACCCUCCGCCGAGUGUCCAGUCAUGCCCUCAUGACUUGGCCCAAACCCCCAACGUGAACAAGCUGCUUCUCAUAGACUAUGCACAGAAUCGCCUCAUAGCUUGUGGCAGCACUUCACAGGGGAUCUGCCAGUUCCUCCGUUUGGACGACCUCUUCAAGCUGGGUGAGCCCCACCAUCGCAAGGAGCACUACCUCUCCAGUGUGGCAGAGUCAGGCACCAUGUCUGGGGUCAUCAUAAGUUCCCCUCACAGUCCGACGAGCAAGCUUUUUAUUGGAACACCCAUUGAUGGAAAGUCCGAGUACUUCCCUACGCUGUCCAGCCGCAAGCUGAUGGAGAAUGAAGAAAACGCGGACAUGUUCAGCUUUGUUUAUCAGGAUGAGUUCGUCUCCUCUCAGCUGAAGAUCCCCUCAGACACUUUGUCCAAAUUCCCUGCUUUCGACAUCUAUUAUGUGUAUAGCUUUAGCAGUGAACAGUUUGUGUACUAUCUGACGAUGCAGCUGGAUACCCAGUUGACCUCACCUGAUGCCAGCGGAGAGCAGUUCUUCACCUCCAAAAUUGUCCGCCUCUGCGUGGACGACCCCAAGUUCUACUCCUACGUCGAGUUCCCGAUUGGCUGCACUAAAGACGGGGUGGAGUACCGCCUGGUGCAGGAUGCCUUCUUGGCUAGGCCCGGCCGGCAGCUGGCCAACUCAUUGGGGAUCUCAGAGAAUGAAGACAUCCUCUUCACAAUCUUCUCACAGGGUCAGAAGAAUCGGGCCAAACCACCCAAAGAGUCAGCACUGUGCCUGUUCACCCUGAGGAGGAUAAAAGAAAAGAUCAAAGAAAGAAUUCAGUCCUGCUACAAAGGAGAUGGGAAGCUCUCCUUACCCUGGCUGCUUAACAAGGAGCUCGCCUGCAUCAACUCGCCACUCCAAAUCGACGAUAACUUCUGCGGCCAGGACUUUAACCAGCCUCUGGGAGGAACCAGCACCAUCGAGGGCAUCCCGCUCUUCAUCGACAAAGAUGAUGGCAUGACCUCGGUGGCAGCAUACGACUACCGCGGCAACACUGUUGCUUUUGUUGGCACAAGGAACGGAAAACUGAAGAAGAUCUUGGUGAACUCUGUGAGUCCCAAUCGUCCAGCCGUGCUCUACGAGAAGGUGACUGUGAGCGAAGCAGGAAGUCCCUUACUGAGAGACAUGCUGUUCAGCCCGGAUCAGCAGACCAUCUACACACUAACUGACAAACAGGUGGUGCGAGUUCCAGUGGAAAGCUGCGAGCAGUACACCACUUGUGGCGAGUGUUUGGGCUCCAGAGACCCUCACUGUGGAUGGUGUGUCCUUCACAAUGUUUGUUCACGCAAGGACCGCUGUGAACGAGCUGGAGAGCCUCAGAGGUUCGCCUCGGAUCAGAGGCAGUGCGUGGAGCUCACCGUUCAGCCGAGAAACAUCUCUGUCACCAUGUCUGAAGUCCAGCUGGUCCUCGAGGCUCGUAACGUGCCCGACCUGGCAGCGGGGGUCAACUGCUCCUUCGAGGACUACGUGGAGACGGAGGGACGGAUCCAGGGUGGACACAUCUUUUGCAUGUCUCCCUCCGUCCGGGAUAUUAUCCCAAUUACGAGGAACAAAGGUGACAAGCGGGUGGUGAAGCUCUAUCUGAAAUCCAAGGAGACGGGCAAGAAGUUUGCCAGUGUCGACUUUGUCUUCUACAACUGCAGUGUCCACCAAUCCUGCCUCUCCUGUGUGAACGGCUCCUUCCCAUGCCACUGGUGCAAGUACCGCCACAUGUGCACCCAGAAUGCCAACGACUGCUCUUUCCAGGAGGGACGCGUCAACAUCUCAGAGGACUGCCCUCAGAUUCUCCCCUCAACCCAGAUCUACAUCCCCGUCGGGGUGACAAAGCCUAUCACCUUAGCCGCCAAGAACCUGCCCCAGCCGCAGUCAGGACAGAGGAACUACGAGUGUGUCUUCCACAUCCAGGGGGAGACCCACAGUGUGCCCGCCCUGCGCUUCAACAGCACCUCCAUACAGUGCCAGAAAACAGCGUAUACCUAUGAGGGCAAUGACAUCAGUGACCUACCUGUGGAUUUGUCCGUGGUUUGGAAUGGGAACUUUGUCAUCGACAAUCCCUACAACAUCCAAGCCCACCUGUAUAAAUGCUAUGCGCUGAGGGACAGCUGUGGGAUGUGUCUGAAGGCAAACCCCAGGUUCGAGUGUGGCUGGUGCGUACAGGAGAAGAAGUGCUCCCUGAGGCAGGAGUGCACUCCUCCAGAGACCACAUGGAUGCACGCCACCACAGGAAACAGUCGCUGUGCACAUCCCAAGAUCACCAAGUUGUUUCCAGAGACGGGGCCCAGGCAGGGAGGAACCAUGCUGACCAUCACAGGGGAGAACUUGGGUCUGCAGUUUAAAGACAUCCAGAGUGGAGUCCGCAUCGGCAAGGUGGCCUGCAACCCUCAGGAGGACCAGUACAUCAGUGCUGAGCAGAUUGUUUGCCGGCUGAACGAUGCCACAGGUUACAGGGUGCAGGACGCUCAGGUAGAAGUGUGCGUCAGGGACUGCAUUCACCCGGACUACAAAGCAGUGUCCACCAAGGCCUUCACCUUUGUGUCUCCAUACUUUACCCUUGUAUCCCCUUCCACUGGGCCACUGUCUGGAGGAACAAGAAUCACCAUUAAUGGCAGUAAUCUCAAUGCAGGAAGCGCUGUAUCUGUAAAGAUAGGACUUCAUCCAUGUCGCUUUGAAAGGCGGAGCAGCAAGGAGAUAGUGUGUGUGACCCCGGCGGGACUAAACUCGGGCAACACCCCAGUCAUGGUGGACAUUAACGCUGCUGAGCUGAGAAACCCAGAGGUGAAGUUCAACUACACAGACGAUCCAACAAUCCUCAAGAUCGAGCCUGACUGGAGUAUCGCCAGCGGAGGAACCAUGUUGACCAUCACUGGAACCAAUCUGGCCACCAUCAAGGAGCCCAAAAUGAGAGCCAAGUAUGGAGCUGCCAAGUCAGAAAAUAACUGCACGGUUGUCAACAACACUGUGAUGGUGUGUCUGGCGCCUUCUGUGGCCGGAUCUGACAAAAGCUUCUCUGAGGCGGGCAGCAGUCCUGAUGAGAUCGGCUUUGUCAUGGAUGACGUGCGCUCUGUGCUGGUGGUAAACGAGACGUUCAGCUACCACCCGGACCCCGUGUUUGAACCUCUGAGCCCCUCAGGCAUGCUGGAGCUGAAGCCCAGCUCACCACUCAUACUCAAGGGUCGUAACCUAAUUCCUUCAGCUCCAGGAAACUCUAAGCUGAACUACACGGUGCUGAUCGGAGAGACGCCCUGCGUUCUCACCCUGUCAGAGAGCCAGCUGCUGUGUGAAUGGCCUAAUCUGACCGGAGAACAUAAAGUCACUGUGCGCGUUGGAGGCUUUGAAUACUCACCAGGGACCUUGCAGAUCUACUCAGACAGCUUGCUCACUCUACCUGCCAUCAUCGGUAUCGGAGGAGGUGGUGGACUGCUCCUGCUUGUCAUCAUUGUGGUGCUCAUCGCCUAUAAGAGAAAGUCGAGAGACGCUGACCGCACCCUGAAACGGCUGCAGCUGCAGAUGGACAACCUGGAGUCCAGGGUGGCCCUUGAGUGCAAGGAAGCCUUUGCGGAGCUUCAGACGGACAUCCAUGAACUCACUCAAGAAUUGGACGGAGCAGGAAUCCCCUUCCUGGAGUAUCGCACCUACGCCAUGAGGGUUCUCUUCCCUGGGAUAGAGGACCACCCUGUGCUCAAGGAGAUGGAGGUACGGGUCCCCGCCAAUGUGGAGAAGGCCUUGACCCUUUUUGGCCAGCUGCUUACCAAAAAGCACUUCCUGCUGACCUUCAUCCGCACCUUGGAGGCGCAGCGCUCCUUCUCUAUGCGCGACCGGGGCAACGUGGCCUCUCUCAUCAUGACAGCACUGCAGGGGGAGAUGGAGUAUGCAACGGGUGUCCUCAAACAGCUCCUGUCUGACCUCAUUGACAAAAACCUGGAGAGCAAGAAUCACCCCAAGCUCUUACUCAGGAGGACGGAGUCGGUCGCUGAGAAGAUGCUCACCAACUGGUUCACCUUCCUGCUUUACAAGUUCCUCAAGGAGUGUGCUGGCGAGCCUCUCUUCAUGCUGUACUGUGCCAUGAAGCAGCAAAUGGAGAAGGGACCGAUAGACUCCAUCACAGGAGAGGCCCGCUACUCCCUCAGCGAGGACAAACUCAUCAGGCAGCAGAUUGACUACAAGACUUUGACGCUGCACUGUGUGAACCCAGAGAACGAGAACGCUCCGGAGGUGACGGUGAAGAGCCUGAACUGUGACACGGUGACGCAGGUGAAGGAGAAGCUGCUGGACGCCGUGUACAAAGGCACACCAUACUCCCAGAGACCCAAGGCCUCCGACAUGGACCUGGAAUGGCGGCAGGGUAGGAUGGCUCGCAUCAUCCUGCAAGACGAGGACGUCACCACAAAGAUAGACAACGACUGGAAGAGACUCAACACCCUGGCUCACUACCAGGUGACAGAUGGCUCUGUGAUCGCCCUGGUGCCCAAACAGAACUCAGCCUACAACAUCUCUAACUCCUCCACAUUCACCAAGUCCCUCAGCCGAUACGGUACGAGAGAAGAGAGCAUGCUGAGGACAGCCAGCAGUCCAGACAGCCUGCGCUCACGAACACCCAUGAUCACCCCCGACCUCGAGAGCGGCACCAAACUCUGGCACCUGGUCAAGAACCAUGACCACUCGGACCAGAGGGAAGGGGACAGAGGCAGCAAGAUGGUGUCUGAAAUCUACCUGACCAGACUGCUAGCCACAAAGGGUACACUCCAGAAGUUUGUGGAUGACCUCUUUGAGACCAUCUUCAGCACAGCGCACAGAGGAAGCGCUCUGCCUCUCGCCAUCAAGUACAUGUUUGACUUCUUGGAUGAGCAGGCAGACAAACACUCCAUAUCAGAUUCCGAUGUACGGCACACAUGGAAGAGCAACUGUCUUCCUCUGCGGUUCUGGGUGAACGUGAUCAAGAACCCGCAGUUUGUCUUUGACAUCCAUAAGAACAGCAUCACAGACGCCUGCUUGUCCGUGGUGGCUCAGACCUUCAUGGACUCCUGUUCAACAUCAGAGCAUAAACUGGGGAAAGACUCGCCUUCCAACAAGCUGCUUUAUGCUAAAGACAUCCCCAACUAUAAGAACUGGGUAGAGAGGUACUACUCAGACAUCUCCAGGAUGCCGGUCAUCAGUGACCAGGACAUGAGCGCGUACCUCGCAGAGCAGUCGCGCCUGCAUGCAAACCAGUUCAACAGCAUGUCAGCCCUACAUGAGAUCUACUCCUACAUUGUCAAGUACAAGGAUGAGAUCUUGUCAGCGUUGGAGCGGGACGAGCAGGCGAGGAGACAGAGACUGAGGAGCAAGUUGGAGCAGGUCAUCGACACAAUGGCCCUGAGCAGCUGAGGACCAUCCAGCACCUCUAAUCUCCUCUUCUUCUUCACUCCUCAUCUCCAUCUGUCUCUCCCUCUCGCUCCUCUCAUCCGGACAACAAACAAAACUCCAAACCCCCACAACAUGACAGAUGAACUGCAAAAAGACUGAAGCAGUGUACUGUAAACGAGGGUGGGGGGGGUUCAGCAGAGAUGGGCGGGCCUGUGUGCGCUUACAUCUGUAUGUGUGUGUUUGUGUGCAGCCCUGAACAGUGUGUGGGCUGGUGUCUGUGUGAGAGACUCGGACACCGGACUUGUUCACACACAGACACAUGGAGAAACAUGUCAACUGACAGCAUUAGAUUAUUGUGGACGUUGGUGUUUGUUGUUUGCUUGAUUUUGAUUUUAGGAGUUUUGUUGUACUGACGCCAUGGUCAGGAAAGAAACAAAGGAAACCUGGACAGGAACUCCAUAUAUGGCGUCAUUAGCAGGACAUGAUGAGCCAAUGGAGAGAGGCUCUCAAGGUAAUGUGACUCCACGGGUGUCACAUUUUUAAAGGAUGUUAGUUUUUUUUUGUAUAAAUGUAAUCGACUGCCCACUCUCUGAUCUCUCGCCACUUGUAUUACUGCUGAAUUUGCACAAUUUACAGAAAUGUUACAAAGGAAGACAAUAUAGAUAUUAUAUAAAUACAGCUACAUAAAAAAAAAGAUUAGAGAGAAAACAUUUUUGGUUGUUCUUCUUUUUUCAUUUUGAGCCAACAAAUACAA